AACCACUAGGGAAAUCGUUUUCAUUUCGAGCUUCCUCUCCAUCACAAAGCGAAAAAGCUUUCCAAUUCCGAGUUUUAUGACGCACAAGCUGCUUUGAGUCGAUACCCCAAAUUAUUCCGCGGAGACAGGCGACUGCAUUGCUUACUGAUUUUAAUUGCGUUAAUAUUUACUACAACCUUCAUCAAAACCCCCAAUUCUAGGGUUUUUUUAUGUGUUAAAUUUCCCCAUUUGAUGAUGUUGCGGAGGUGUGCUUUGGCUCUUUCGCGCCGUCGAUCGAGCAUCGGGAGAGCAUCAGGGCAGUCUUCAACUCCUCAGAUAUUUUCAUCUGUAUACCCUAGGAGGGAAUUUUCCUCUAUUCCUCCGCAGAAUGCGUCACAAAGUCCUGGUUCAACAAGCAAGCCAACUGGGAAUAAUUUGACGAAAGUUCUUGUUGGAAGUGUUGCAAUUGGGGCAUGUUUCUAUGCAGCUUAUUCUAAUGGAUAUCUUCAGGGGCAGAGUUCUGAUCCAUUAAAGGUUGACAACUCAAAUACCGAGAAAUUGCCCAAAGGUGAUGGAGGCCACGAUUUCCUAAACAUUAAAGAGCCUAUAUCUGUGCGUACUAGCGAAGACUCUGAAACUCUCAAUUCUCAUUUGAAGGAUGCAAAGGAUGGUACUGAAAGACAGUCUGCCAUGGACCUUGUUGGAGAUUCUGGCAAAUAUGAAGGUGAAAGUGAUUUGAUUAACAAAAAUUCAUCAAGUUUGUCUAAUGACGCAUCUACAAAUGUCAAGGAGGAAGAUCUGUCAAAAAUUUCUGACGAUGUAUCUGCAAAAGGAGAACAGUUAUCUGAAUCUGAUUUGGAGGAAACUGUCAAGGAUGAAUAUUCAAGUUCUCAAAAACUAACUGAAGAUAGUGCAGACAUGAAAUUUUCUGGAGAAAAAGAUCACCUUGAGCGUCAUGUGGCUGAUGAAAUCCUGCCGACAAUUACUGAUGUUGGUGCCACUAUUCAUGAAAACAAUGCUGAUAAAGAUGAACUAACAGAGCUCAUAUCACGAAAUGAGACUAAGGACAAACUUGAUCCUGGAGAGGAUCCAUCAACAUCCCUUUUAGACACAUAUCAUUUGGAAGACAAGGCUGAUGACGAAGCUUCAACCAAAAGUGGGCAUACCAUUAAAAAGUCUUCUGCUAAGGAAGAGACUUCAUCCGAUACAUUAGGAGACUUGGGAGAUGCUUACGUAUCGAAGGAUGGAAAGUUGAUUCUGGAUUUCCUGCAAGCCAUCCAUACGGCUGAAAAAAGGCAAGCUGAAUUGGAUGCACGUGUCUUUGCUGAAGAAAAGAGGGAAAUGAAGGACAAAUAUGAAAAAGAGCUGAAGGAUGCAAGGGCUAGGGAACUCAUGUAUGCUGAGGAAGCAGCGAUGUUAGAAAAGGAGGUACAUAAAGAAAGAGCUAAAGCUGCCGCAGCCUUAAAGUCACUUCAGGAAAGAGCUGAAGAAAGGCUGAAGAAAGAACUUGAAGAUAAGGAAAGAGAAUCAGAGUCAAAGCAGAAAGAAAUCCAGGAUUUAGCUAAAGCUGAAAUAGCUGCGUCAAUUGCACGAGAAAAGGCAGCACAGAUUGAGAAGAUGGCUGAAGCAAAUUUAAAUAUAAAUGCCCUGUGCAUGGCAUUCUAUGCAGGAUCUGAAGAGGCUCGUCAGACUCACUGUUUUCACAAGCUUGCUUUGGGUGCACUUGAGUUGGAAGAUGCACUAUCAAAUGGGCUGCCUGCUCAGUCAGCAUUAGAUGCUUUGCAUGUGUAUAUAGAGAAUGUUGAUAAGGACUCAUUACUGCAGUUGGCUCUAUCAUCUAUUCCUGAAGAUGUUCGACUUCAUGGCACAGAUACUGUUCUACAAUUAAAUCAGAAGUUUGAUGCCUUGAAAGGGAAAUUGCGGCACUUCAGCUUAAUUCCUCCAGAUGGUGGUGGUAUUUUGGCACACUCCUUGGCUCAUGUGGCAUCCUUUUUGAAGGUGAAAGAAGCUGAUCAAUCUGGGGAUGGUAUUGAUUCUGUUCUAAAUAAAGUUGAGAGCCUAAUAGCCCAAGGGAAGCUUGCGGAGGCAGCUGAUGUGCUUGAAGAUGGUGUUAAAGGCAGCAAAGCCUCUGAAGUUGUUGGUGACUGGUUGAGAAGAGCUAGAAACAAAGCCAUUGCUGACCAAGCUUUAAUUCUCCUUCAAUCUUAUGCUGCUUCUAUCAGCCAUUCGUGAAGUCUGGGGCAACCCUUUUGCAUGCAAUGCAAGUCUCCCGGUACUCUCCCCCCUUCCAACUUUUGAAAAAUAUCGAGUCAGUUGUAGAAGACAUAGCAUUUGACCAUUGUACGGGAAAACAACACUUCAUCAACAGAAUAAAACAAUGAAUGGACCAUUCAUUAGACAGGUAUAAGGCUGAAAAGGGUUUGUGUAUACUCUCUAAACUACUUAUGUAUCUUAACAGUGUCAACAACGAGAAAGCUGCUGGUGCGAUUCCUAAGAAAAUGGGAAAGAAUGAAGUUUUGACUCUUACAAGUAUUCUUUCCUCCUAUUGUUUGUUUGUUGGUUCGGUAUUUUUUUUUGUUUGGUAAACGAAAUACGUUAAUGUGACUAGGUGACAUGAUAUGAUGGGAAAACUUGUAUGGUGAAGGCUAGUUUUCUUUGUUCUGGUGAGUGUCACUGAAAUAGACGAUUCAGUAAUUGAGUAUUGGUUGGAUGUUUA
Molecule: messenger RNA, 2695 nt
Organism: Spinacia oleracea (spinach)
Lineage: Eukaryota; Viridiplantae; Streptophyta; Magnoliopsida; Caryophyllales; Amaranthaceae
Product: MICOS complex subunit MIC60, mitochondrial
Exons: 12
Coding region: 232-2211 (659 amino acids)
Biological process (GO): cristae formation
Cellular component (GO): MICOS complex
Source: RefSeq, a predicted model, not a curated record